AUGAAAAGAAACAUCGGAAUUCCUCGUCAGACAUCUCUGGCAACGCCAGUGGUUCCUAAUCCAUUUGUGCACCAGAUCGACCUUACAAAUGUGGACAAGAUUAGGAUUGUGUUGAUGUCCGUGUUUGUAGUCCCUGUCCGCCUGAUUUUCUGUGCAAUCUUCCUUCUGUCUGGCUUUUUCUUAGCCACUAUAGCUCUGGCAUUCAGAUCACAGGAGGAGAAGCAGAAACCUCUUUGUGGAUGGAGAAACAUGUUACGACCAGUGGUUGUUCUGCUGUGCAGAGGAUUGUUCCUGGCUGGGGGAUUCCAUUGGGUUACAGUAAAAGGGAAGCGAGUGAGUGCCGCUGAAGCACCCAUCCUUACCCUAGUACCACACUCAGCCUACUUUGACGCACUGCCAGUUGUAGCCUUGGAUCUCACUACCAUUGUUGCAAAGUCCCAAGCUGAAAAAGUGCCAUUAUUUGGAACUCUCAUGGAGUUUACACAGCCAGUUUAUGUGAAUCGUGAGGACCCUAACUCACGACAAAACACCAUUAAAGAAAUCAACCGGCGUGCCCAGUCAGGAGGCAAAUGGCCGCAGAUCAUCAUUUUCCCAGAAGGCACCUGUACAAACAGGAAGGCUGUCAUCAAUUUUAAAUCUGGUGCUUUCUACCCUUGUAUGCCUGUCCAACCCGUCUGUAUACGUUACCCAAACAAAAUGGACACUUACACAUGGACAUGGGAAGGCCCAGGGGCGUUUGCCUGUUUUUGGUUGACAUUAUGCAACUUCCACAAUUCCAUGGAAAUAGAGUUUUUACCUGUUGUUGUUCCUAACGAAGAAGAAAAGAAUGAUGUGAAGCUUUUUGCCAACAAAGUACGAAAGGUCAUGGCAGAGUCACUAGGUGUGCCAACCACGGAUCACUCUUUUGAUGACUGCCGACUAAUGAAGCAAGCUGGAAAACUUAAGCUUCCAUUGUCAACAGGACUUGUAGAGUUCUCAAAGCUACAUAGUAAACUAGGGUUAAAACUUGAGGAUUUACAGUCAAUGCUAGAAAAAUAUUCAUCAAUAGCACAAAGUAAAACAGGGGUGAUAACUCUAGAUGAAUUUGCUAGCUAUCUACAUCUGCCCAAGUCAGAAGCUUUGGAACAGGUGUUUGCCCUUUAUGACAGGAACGGUUCAGGAAUGAUUGAUUUCCGAGAGUAUGUCAUAGGACUGUCACUAGUGUCCUCUCCAGUAAACACUGAAGAAACUAUCAAGUUGGCUUUUCAGCUGUUUGAUGAAGAAAAUAAAGGUUAUAUGAGCCGAGAUGAUCUCACCAGGAUCCUUCAAAAUGCGUUCGAGAUGGGAAAUGUGGAUGAGUUGUUUGAGCAGGUGGACACCAAAAAUGAUGAGAAAAUCACUUAUGAUGAGUUCAAGGAUUAUGCAGUAUCACAUCCUGAAUAUGCGAAAUUAUUUACAACAUACAGAGAAGCUAAAGCCGUUCCUGAAAAUGGAAAUGCAACUCAUUCAAAAUCGGAGUAAUCUAUUUGCAAUACUUCAAACCAAUUCUUUUUCUCUGUAGAUGGUCUUUUUGUAAAAAAUAUACACUUAAUGCUGUCAGUCCUUUACAAAUUUGUGACGUCCAUUCCAGUUCAAGAAGUGACUUAUUCUCACUGGCCUGUGUAAAACUCUUCAAUGACAGUUUACUGUGCUGUUAUCAGGAAUCUACAAGGUCA
This is a messenger RNA of Ylistrum balloti, 1694 nucleotides long. Its product is annotated as lysophosphatidylcholine acyltransferase 2-like. The record is from RefSeq and is a predicted model, not a curated record. Lineage: Eukaryota; Metazoa; Mollusca; Bivalvia; Pectinida; Pectinidae. The transcript is spliced from 13 exons. Gene Ontology annotation, molecular function: calcium ion binding. Bases 1 to 1500 code for a protein of 499 amino acids.